AUGACCUCCGAAAGGGUCUCGUCACCUACAGCACUCCACCCUGCAAUCGGUGCCCACCAAGAUGGCGAAUCCCAAGUUUCAGUGAAUAAAGGAGCCUUUGCCUCCCUCGACCGCCCCAAGACAUCCAGUGCUGCACAUGGUCUCUCCUUGAACACGUUCAAAGCUACUCGUUCUGCCGAUGAUCCGUGUACUCCAUCUACCGCUGUUCCGGCCUUAGGUGGUGAAUCCUCAAAUUCACUCACAUCUGACGUUGCUGAUACUUGGCCUUGGGCGGCAUCGACUCGCGCAGGCUAUCUUGGCCACCGCCGGAACGCCCCCUCUCACGACUCCAUCCCCCGCCAAACCAUUAUCAAGGCUCUGGCCUCUGUUGCACGGAACAACAAGCCCGAAGCACUCUCGCUGGACAACAUGCUGGCAACACAGAAUACCGAGACCCCUGGCUCUGCAGCAUCGUCUCAGAGGCUUGCCGAUGCCCUCCAGGAUUUGGCGAGGAAACAAUCAACACCCAUAACAGCAUUGGCUGCCAUGAAGUCCCCGUGCUUUUACCAUCAAAGAUUCGACGAUGCGGUUGACAUUGAAAAGGUUUUGGAAGAAAUCAAGAAUGACGAGUGGAUGUCACACUCCCGCCUUGUUCAGACGGCGACUGGCGUGCGUGAGGUGUCCAAACAGCUACAGCGGCGACCUAUCAAACGCGCUGUGCGUAAUGUCAUGAUUGUCACCAAGGCUCGAGACCACCAACUCGUUUAUCUGACUCGUGAGCUUGCAACGUGGCUACUGCGCACACCGCGAUACGGGUCUGAUUUAGGAGUCAAUGUCUAUGUUGACGCAAAAUUGCGCAGCUCUAGGAGGUUUGAUGCGCCCGGCAUCUUGGCAGAGAACUCGCGGUUUGAACACAUGCUCAAGUACUGGACGCCAGAUUUAUGUUGGAGUCAACCCGAAAAGUUUGAUCUGGUCCUCACCCUAGGGGGAGACGGGACUGUUCUUUUCACGUCAUGGCUCUUUCAGCGAAUUGUCCCUCCGGUGCUGUCGUUUAGUCUCGGCAGCUUGGGGUUCAUGACGACGUUUGAGUUUGAAAAAUACAAGUCACACCUGAGCCGAGUUAUGGGCGACGAGGGCAUGAAGAUCAAUUUGCGCAUGCGAUUUACAUGCACCGUUUGGAGGCAUGACGCCGAGGGCGCGCAGGUGGGCGAGGGGGAGCAAUUCGAGGUCCUCAAUGAGCUUGUUAUCGAUCGUGGGCCGUCGCCCUACGUCUCCAAUUUGGAGCUUUAUGGCGAUGACGAACUACUCACCGUCGUGCAAGCCGAUGGCUGUAUCUUUUCCACCCCAACAGGAUCGACAGCCUACUCUUUAUCGGCUGGGGGAUCUCUUGUCCACCCCGACAUACCAGCCAUUUUACUGACACCUAUCUGCCCACAUACCUUGUCCUUCCGCCCCAUGGUACUUUCCGACACUAUGGCUUUGAGGGUUGCCGUGCCUCGAAACUCUCGGGCCACAGCAUAUUGUGCCUUUGAUGGCAAGGGCCGUAUCGAACUGAGACAAGGCGACCAUGUCACCAUUACUGCGUCACAGUACCCAUUCCCAACUGUCACCCGCACCGAUACAGAGUGGUUUGACAGCGUUAGCCGAACGCUGCGCUGGAAUGUCCGGGCUACGUUGCAGAAGCCCUUUGACGCCAAUGCUGCAUCCGCUGGCAGCGCUUCCCAAGGCGAAGAUGACAGUGCCUGCUGGGAUAUAGACACCGACAGCGCGUACUUUCCCAGCGAAGAGGGAAGUGUUAGCGCUAGCCCUAUUAGGCGACAGAUGAGCAUGUUGGGAUUAUAA
Molecule: messenger RNA, 1821 nt
Organism: Metarhizium robertsii ARSEF 23
Lineage: Eukaryota; Fungi; Ascomycota; Sordariomycetes; Hypocreales; Clavicipitaceae
Product: ATP-NAD kinase
Exons: 1
Coding region: 1-1821 (606 amino acids)
Biological process (GO): NADP+ biosynthetic process; NAD+ metabolic process
Molecular function (GO): NAD+ kinase activity
Source: RefSeq, a predicted model, not a curated record